AUGGGUGGACCUUCCAAGCCAAACAAACAAAUGGAUGAUUUCAGAAAAGCUCUAAUGGACUGGGAUUUGGGUGAUCUUGGUUUUGAGGGUUCCCAAUACACCUGGUGUAACAAUCGAGACGGUUCAGAGUUCACCAAAGAGAGGCUAGAUAGGGCCCUUGUCAAUGGUGCUUGGCAACACCUCUAUGACACUAACUCAGUCAUCACCUUGCCUGUCCAAUGCUCAGACCAUAACCCUAUCAUGAUUGCCAGUAAAAUCUUUGCUCACUUUCAAAAUCUAAUAAAGAGGAUAUUCAGAUAUGAGGUUGCCUGGGACAAGAAGGAGGGAUGUGAGGAGAUUAUUAAAAGAGCAUGGCAGGGCUCUCUCAAAGAUGGAACCAAAGCUGAUGUGACCAGAAGGGGUCUUGAGAGAUGCAGAUUCCAAUUGAGACAAUGGAACCAUGAGUCAAGAAGAAAAUCCCAGCAGGAUUGA
Messenger RNA from Juglans microcarpa x Juglans regia, 471 nucleotides. RefSeq lists its product as uncharacterized. The transcript has a single exon. Lineage: Eukaryota; Viridiplantae; Streptophyta; Magnoliopsida; Fagales; Juglandaceae. The coding region runs from base 1 to 471 and encodes 156 amino acids. The record is from RefSeq and is a predicted model, not a curated record.